CGAUCCCGCCAGCGAUUCAACAGGGCUAGUCCGUAUCGUGACUGGCCCAUUGUGACGCUUCGGACGACCCCCCCACUUCAUCCGAUUCAUCGUUCCGCGUUCGUCUGACCAAAAGAUGGCCUCCCCUCUUGCCGUUGGGAAGCUGACCAUCCGCGUCCGUAACAAAGCCAACAGCACAGUGCAUGUCCGCGUCUGCGACGCAAGGGAGCGUGACGUGGUGGAGCAGGACGUAGAGAGAGUGGUGGAGAAGGAGGAGAAGAUGAUGCUGGGGGGCGGUGUCAAAGCCGAGUUUGGCGGCGUGGAGAUCGGUGUUGAGGCCAAAAGGGGGAAAGACACACGUACGCCGGCAUACACUGAUGCAAUGGACCCUUCAAGUUGGCAGGAAAACCCUUGUCGUCCUCCGACUGUCUUCAGGUGAAAAGACCGAGGAGAAGGCAUUUGUUCGCAUUCAGUACGGCAAGCUGAAGGAGUCACGCGACUGGUGAGGGGCGUGAGGAAGUACGUUGUCGUCAGCUAUGUACGCUGGUGUCAUCUUACCCCGCAGGACGACAAUCGAUCCCGGCAGAGAGGCUUUUUUGUCGAGUUUCGAGUCGCCAUACUUCUCUGUUUUCAUUGAGGACUCGCCAUACCAGAUGCUCAACCAGCUCAUACACCCAGAAGACCACCCUAAUGGCAUCGUGAUUACAAGGGUGAGGUGAAACCAAUGGACUUCCAAGACACUUGAUUCAGGUGUAAUGCUAACUGUCCCUGUUCCAGGCCAACCCUCCAUAUGUGUCUUUCCUGACCGAUAUUAUCGAGGCGGCAAACAUCGAAGCCAAAGAGGCUCCCUUUCGCUUGAACAACGUGGCCACAAAGCUUGUCCUGACAUCGGCAAAGAGCAUGGCCCUCGGCGCAUCAGUCGGAGUCGAAAAGAAGAGAAGCCGCGAGACACAUGAAGAGGCCGACCCCUCGCAACUGUGGAUUCGGAAAAUUGAUCCGCUCUGCCGUGCGGGUACAUUCCGUUUGGUGCCGGUGGCGUUUGACACAAAGACGCUGGCCGUGAGCCCGCUGAUGGAUAACAAGCUGGUCGUUGCUCCCCUAACGGUCGAGACAGACCCUCAAGACAAUCAGAAAGAAGCAAAGUUUCAGCAGUGGAUCAUGGUGCCGGCCGAGACGCAAGACAUCGUCCAGCCGACGAUGGGCCUAUGUGGCGUGCUGUGCUGUCAGCCCUCCAAGGGACAGCUGCUCGUGUCGCCCGACAUGCAAUUCGAGCAGGGGCCGGAGCAGAGGAGGGGGAGCAGUCAGUUCGACGAGCACACGGUGACCAUCAAGUGUGUCGGGCUGCCGGACUAUGUGAUGAGUGUCAAGACAUUGGGCAGGAGCAACAGUCUGGCGCUGACCAAAAAGGACGACAAAGGGAUCCCAAUGGAGGCCUUGUGGCGCUGCAGCCAGCCGAAUAAAGCCAAGAAGGGUAACAAGAAACGAUACAGACUACAUGGACCUCAUGUACGCCGUCUAUAACUCCCAUGUCCAGAUGUGCUGAAGGUGGCUGCCGUGGCUGCCGCGACGGAAGCCGAGGAGGUCGGCGAUAUGCACUGACUGAAUGGCGGCAUAAAUGAUAGUAUCAUACUGCUUGCCGUCUGUGUCUCGCAGGUGAAUCUGUUUGAGGCUUGUGCGGAGGGUAAUAAAGAUGCCGUCCUGCGAGUCAUCAAAGCCAAAGGCGUCAAGUGCCUGCAGGAAUCCGACAAGGCAAGACACCGCUGUGCUGUGUCCUCGAUGGUGCGAACAUUUGUCUUUGGUGGAUUUCAGGAAGGCUUCACGCCGCUGCACUACGCCGCACAGAACGGCCACGCAGACAUCUGCAGAGUCAUUGUACUUGAAGGCGGCAAAGACCUCAUCAAAAAGCAAACAAAAGUCAUGGUGCGCUCUCACAUACCGCCACUAGCAGUGUCAAUGGCGUCUGAUGCAUCAUCAUGAUUGCUGUCAGAACGAGCCUAUUGUGUUGCAUUUGGCAGUCGCAAAGGGUCACGUGGGGGUAGUGACGGCGCUGCUCCAGCUGGGAGGGCAUGGUGUGUUGACGCUCAGAAACAAGGUGAACGAGUGAGAACCAGUGCUCAUCAAUGUGAUCAGUGUCAGCGUCCCUUCCUUUCCGCUGCCUAUGUCCGAGUAUGUCGGUAAUGUUUGGCUGCAGUACAACAGUACACCCUUCCACACUGCUGCGCUGACUGGUCAAGUUGCUGUGUUGAAGGCGAUGCACGCCAAAGGGGGCAAUCUGGACCAGCAGGGCAAUGUAGGCGAGGUGGGGGAGGCACACAAGGCUGCAACGAGAUGUCGACCUCUCUGUAUAUGGGUGCAGGGUGGCUUCUUUGCCAUCCACAUGGCAGCUAUGAAGGGUCAUGUUGAUGCGGUCAACCUGUUGGUGGAGCUGGGCGGGACAAAGGAGCUCCAACGCCGGGGCCUGGUCUUUCCAUCACAUACAACACAUCGCCAGGGUCUUGCACUGUGUGCUGUGAUGGUUGUGUAGAACAACAGCACGCCCUUCAUCAUCGCUGCGCUUUGUGGUCACGUCGGUGUCCUGAGGGCCAUGCACGCCAAAGGGGGCAAUGGGCUGCUGGACUAAAAGGGAGGCGAGGUGGGGGAAGAAAAGAUUGGCAGACGAUUGACGGCUUUGAUAUGGUUUCUUUAUUUUUGUGCAGUACGGCCGCUAUGCCAUCCACAUGGCAGCUGACAAGGGUCAUGUUGAUGCGGUCAAUCUGUUGGUGGAGCUGGGAGGGACAAACGAGCUCGAUCGGCGGACCCAGGUCUUUCCAUCACAUACAACACAUCGCCAGGGUCUUGCACUGUGUGCUGUGAUGGUUGUGUAGAACAACAGCACGCCCUUUAUCAUCGCUGCCAUGUUUGGUCAAGUUGCUGUCCUGAGGGCCAUGCACGCCAAAGGGGGCAAUGGGCUGCUGGACCAAAAGGGAGGCGAGGUGGGGGAAGAUUGCUGCAACAGACAGAUCUGUACUCCGGGUGUAGUUGUGUGCAGAUUGGCUACUAUGCCAUCCACAUGGCAGCUGACAAGGGUCAUGUUGAUGCGGUCAAUCUGUUGAUGGAGCUGGGCGGGACAAAGGAGCUCGAUCGGCGGACCCAGGUCUUUCCAUCACAUACAACACAUCGCCAGGGUCUUGCACUGUGUGCUGUGAUGGUUGUGUAGAACAACAGCACGCCCUUCAUCAUCGCUGCCAUGUUUGGUCAAGUUGCUGUCCUGAGGGCCAUGCACGCCAAAGGGGGCAAUGGGCUGCUGGACCAAAAGGGAGGCGAGGUGGGGGAAGAUUGCUGCAACAGACAGAUCUGUACUCCGGGUGUAUGUUGUGUGCAGGCUGGUUACUAUGCCAUCCACUGGGCAGCUUGCCAAGGUCAUGUUGAUGCUGUCAACUUGUUGAUGGAACUGGGCGGCCAUAAAGAACUCCACAAGCGCAAUGAAGUCACCGAAAACACACACAAUGCAUCAAGCUGUCUCACUGUUGUAAUAAUACCGCUCGUUGAUGGCCAAUGUUGAUGGCUGCUGUAGAAAAAUAGCACACCCUUCCACAUCGCUGCGCUGACUGGUCAAGUUGCUGUGCUGAAGGCCAUGCACGCCAAAGGGGGCAAUCUGGACCAGCAGAAUGAGGUGAGACAGGGCGAUAUCAACAGACAGAGCACAAUAGCGUCUUCAUCGUCUGUGUGCAGGACGGCAAUUUCCCCAUCCACUUGGCAGCUUGGAAGGGCCACGUUGAAACCGUCAAAGUGUUGGUGUCCUUCGAUGGCGUUCAGAUGCUCAGCAACAAAAACAAUGCGGUAUGAAUAUCGUGCCAAACUUAUCGCUUGCGUCUCAUCACAUGUGUUGCGUAUUAUGCAGGGCAAGACUCCACUGGACAUGGCGCAGAGUGACGAGAUGCGCAAACUGCUCAAACAGCUAAACUGGCAAAGAGUGACGACAUGAGCUACACAUAGCCAAUGUCUUGUUGGGUUUAGGCUGUUGUUCGUCGGUGUGUCGGUGUGUGUGUCGUUUCGGUGAUCUGCCUAGUAUGCCAUGUGUCUUGAAAUGACAAAAGAUGGUAUAGGGAGACUGAGCAAUCCUUGGCCGAGAGAGACACGCUGUGUCAGCUUGCACCGGUCUAUGCGAACCGGCACAACUAAGCAAUAGACACUCACUCGGUCACAUCAUCCAGCAGCGGCGCUUUGCAAAUGAGUGCAAAGAAUUUCUCAGGACGCUCGCCACAUCUGUGCUUGCCGCAUGGCUGUGUGGACUGAUGACUGCACGUCUUGCAAUAGAGGCUUGCCUUUUCUUGCAUUGCUGUCGAUCGUUUGUCUGUUUCGCGCAUAUAAACAAACCACUCAGUCGUGACACUAGCUCCGACAAAUUGGCAGUGUCUUGCUGGCUUGAUGUGUGGGCUGAUCUAUAGGACUGCUGUGGGCUGCCGCACAUGUCACCAAGACACACAGAGACAUCAUUUAACACAGAGACAUGAUUGAAAGAGCCAUUGCG
Messenger RNA from Vitrella brassicaformis, 4489 nucleotides. The record is from the annotation of a GenBank genome assembly. NCBI's taxonomy places the organism in Eukaryota, Vitrellaceae.